This is a messenger RNA of Cynocephalus volans (Philippine flying lemur), 2665 nucleotides long. RefSeq names its product centrosomal protein 63 (gene CEP63). Gene Ontology annotation, biological process: centriole replication; de novo centriole assembly involved in multi-ciliated epithelial cell differentiation. Lineage: Eukaryota; Metazoa; Chordata; Mammalia; Dermoptera; Cynocephalidae. Gene Ontology annotation, cellular component: centriole. The transcript has 16 exons. The record is from RefSeq and is a predicted model, not a curated record. The coding region runs from base 271 to 2430 and encodes 719 amino acids.
CCCGUAACCGCCGGUGCACGCCUAGGACGGGCAGGGGCGGGCGUGUCCUGUCCGGAGGCGGCCCUGGCUGCUGCGGUGCCCCCGGCCUCGCGGCUGCAUGGCCCGCGACUGGUUCCCGCUGCAGCCUGCGAGACACCGGGCCUGCCCGCACCGGCCCGGGUCCGCCCCGGCUCCUCGCCCCACCGCCUCGCCGCCUGCGCCCCGGGGACCGGCGAAGGCGGGCAUGGCCCCGCCGGGUGCGCCGUCCGGCCGCGCCAGGCGACUACAGUAAUGAGUUGGUGGCCUAGCAACCUUCAAAGUUGCCAAAACAAACAGGAUUUGGUGAUGGAGGCUUUGUUGGAAGGAAUGCAAAAUCGGGGGCAUGGUGGGGGAUUUUUGACAUCCUGUGAAGCAGAACUACAGGAGCUCAUGAAACAGAUUGACAUAAUGGUGGCUCAUAAAAAAUCCGAAUGGGAAGGGCAGACACAUGCUCUAGAAUCUUGCUUGGACAACCGUGAACGAGAACUUAAGACUCUCAGGAGUCAGUUGGAUGUGAAACAGCAAGAGGUUGGAAUGUUGCAUCACCAGGUAGAAGAACAUGAGAAAGUCAAGCAAGAGAUGGCCAUGGAGUAUAAGCAGGAGUUAAAGAAACUACAUGAAGAAUUAGGCAGAUUGAAGAGAAGCUAUGAGAAGCUGCAGAAAAAGCAAAUGAGGGAAUUCCGAGGAAAUACCAAAAAUCACAGGGAGGACCAGUCUGAAAUUGAGAGGUUAACUGGAAAAAUAGAGGAAUUUCGUCAGAAGUCACUGGACUGGGAGAAGCAACGCUUGAUUUAUCAGCAACAGGUAUCUUCUCUAGAGGCACAAAGGAAGGCUCUGUCUGAACAAUCAGAGAUAAUUCAGGCUCAGCUUGCCAAUCGGAAACAGAAAUUAGAAUCUGUGGAACUUUCUACUCAGUCAGAAAUUCAGCACCUGAGCAGUAAGCUGGAGCGGGCCAAUGACACUAUCUGUGCCAAUGAGUUGGAAAUAGAGCGCCUCACCAUGAGGGUUAACGACCUGGCUGGAACCAAUAUGGCUGUUCUGCAGGAACAGCGGCAAAAAGAGGAAAAAUUGAGGGAAUCAGAAAAACUAUUAGAGGCUCUGCAGGAAGAAAAGAAAGAAUUGAAGGCAGCUCUUCAGGCUCAAGAAAAUUUAAUUUGUAAGGCAAGAAUGGAGAAGCUACAAGAAAAAUUAAAGGCAACUAACACUCAACACCCAGUAGAAGCCAUAAGACCACUGGAGGAGUCCCAGGCAGACAGGAAUUACACCCCUCAGGGGCAGGGGGACUUAGACAAUGUCCUCUCCCAACUGGAUUUUACCCACACUAGUGAAGAACUUCUACAGGCAGAGGUGACUCGUCUUGAAGGCAGUUUAGAAUCUGUGAGUGCAACAUGUAAACAGCUGAGCCAAGAACUAAUGGAAAAAUAUGAAGAAUUGAAGAAGAUGGAAGGAUAUAACAAUCAGUACAGGGCAGAGAUUAAGAUGUUGAAAGAACAGAUUUUACAGGCAGAACAAAGUUACAGCUCUGCACUAGAAGGGAUGAAGGUGGAAAUCUCUCAGCUAACUCGGGAGUUGCAUCAGCGAGAUAUCACUAUUGCUUCUGCCAAAGGCUCUUCCUCAGACAUGGAAAAGCGACUUAAAGCAGAGAUGCAAAAAGCAGAAGAAAAAGCAGUAGAGCAUAAGGAGAUUUUGAAUGAGCUGGAGUCACUCAGGUUAGAAAAUCGUCGUCUUUCUGAAAUGGUGAUGAAAUUGGAAUUGGGUGUACAUGAGGCAAAAGAGAUUUCACUAGCAGACCUCCAGGAGAAUUAUAUUGAGGCAUUAAAUAAAUUAGUGUCUGAAAAUCAACAACUGCAGAAAGAUUUGAUGAAUACCAAAUCUCAGCUGGAGAUUUCUACUCAGAUGUGCCAAAAAAAAAAUGACAGGAUGGUUAAAGCAACACACAGCAGAGCAACUGAGUUCAGGAAUACAGAGUUCAAGCCAACCCAUGGCCAGUACAGACAUGAUGGAGUAAAGACUGAGCACUACACAACAGGUCUUCAUUCUCCAAGAGGACAAGCAUCGGAUAGUGUAGAGCCUGUGCUCAGGGUCCUCAGCCCCCUGAGUCCUCAGAUCAGCCCUUGCAGCUCCACUAUCUCCUUAACUUCUUACUUUCUGUGUAAAACACUCUCUUUGGCUUCAGUGCCAGAUACAAAUGAAGCCAGUUUUUCUGACACUAUGUCUGAGAGUGUGAAUGACCAAGAAGAGCUUCUGUCUUCGAGUUCCAUGCCUGUAUCUCCCCUUGGUUCAAUAGCUACCAGAUUUUUGGAAGAGGAGGAACUGAGGUCUCAUCAUAUUCUAGAGCGCCUGGAUGCCCACAUUGAAGAACUAAAAAGAGAGAGUGAAAAGACAGUGAGACAAUUCACAGCCCUAAAGUAGCCUCUCUAAAAAAAUCACAAACUUGGAAAUAAAAAUAAACACCAAAGAGUUACUGUCAUAUGCAGUAGCAGCUCUGUAAAAACAUGAACAUAUAAAACUUUAAAGAUGAUACGUACUAAAGCAGUGGUGAAGAAAUCUGAAAAAUAGAUACUUCUCUUAGACAUUUUCACUGCUCUGAUUUGUCUGAAGGACUGCUUCCAGCAGUAACUUGUGAGAAUAAACCACUUUGCUAGCC